Messenger RNA from Aureobasidium uvarum, 477 nucleotides. The record is from the annotation of a GenBank genome assembly. NCBI's taxonomy places the organism in Eukaryota, Fungi, Ascomycota, Dothideomycetes, Dothideales, Saccotheciaceae.
AUGGUACCAGGCUGGUCGUGUGCCAUAUCCAAACGACGACUACCUGAAUCCUCGUUCAAGAAGAACAAGACCAAGUCGAGAGUCGAAAAGAAGUCUGCCAUAGCUCAAUCCACAUACAUCGACUACAAGUGUACCCUUUGCAACAGUGUCAACACAAUCAAGUCGGAUACACAACCACCAGCCAGACGUAGCAAAUCGAAAAAGCCAUUGCCAGAAAGCAAGCCAAAUGUUGCUCCUCAAGCGGUUCAGAUAAACACUUCAACGACCAUCAAGCCGACCAUAGCAACAACAAGUACUCCAAGUCCUGCUUCUUUUACUACAAUCUCUUCGUCCUCGGAGCAAGCCCGUGGAGCAACAGACAAGAAGCGAAACCGCAAACAGAAACUUGGAGGUCUACAAGCCAUGCUAGCGAAAUCAAAGGCUCCAUCUGCAACACCCAAAGGGUUCGACUUUAUGGACUUUAUGAAGACGACUUGA